CAACCAGGGCCGAGCAGUGCCCCCCCCCCCUUACACACACAGCCCAAAGGCCCCCCCUUCCCCUGUGACCACCACCACCAUCAUCACCACUUCCCACGACCACCACCACCAUCAUCAUAAGCAGCAGCAGCGGCAUUGGAACCAGUGUCGUAUUUGACGCUAGAAUUAAAUCAUUUUCGCCGUGGGGAAGGGUUCUGAAUUGUAAUCAUCGCUCAUCACCAUCAACGGCAUCUUGAAGAUUACAGAUAGCUUCAAGACCGGCCCCCCCUUCACCUCAAAUCUGACAUCGGAGAGAGGAAGACGAAACGAGACAUCCCCUGCUGUUGCCGAGAGAAAAUACGUUCGAUCACCCGGCGGACGUCUGAAAGAUCCUGUGAAUCAUUCAUUCAUUCCGCCCGGCCAUCCGUCCGUCGCUGGGCGCGCAUCAAAUCGGUCUGUAAUUCCUGCUCGGAUUCGGCAGCAGCACAGCAGCAACAUGGCCACCGAGGUGGUGAUCGCCGGCAUGGCGGGCAAACUGCCAGAAGCCGACAACCUCAACGAGUUCUGGGAGAACCUCAUCAACGGGGUGGACAUGGUGACGGAAGAUGACCGUCGCUGGAAACCAGGUCUGUACGGGCUGCCCCCUCGAAACGGCAAGCUGAAGGAUAUCAGCAAGUUUGACGCGGCGUUCUUUGGCGUUCAUCCCAAACAAGCCAACACCAUGGAUCCCCAGCUCAGGCUGCUCAUGGAGCUCACCUACGAAGCCAUCGUAGAUGCUGGCCUGAACCCCCAGCAGCUGCGUGGCACCAACACGGGCGUCUGGGUGGGUGUGAGCGGCUCGGAGGCCGGGGAGGCCCUGAGCCGCGACCCCGCCGAGCUGCUGGGCUACAGCAUGACGGGCUGCCAGCGCGCCAUGCUUGCCAACCGCCUCUCUUACUUCUUCGACCUCAAAGGCCCCAGCUCGGCCAUUGACACGGCGUGCUCGUCCAGCCUGCUGGCUCUGGAGAACGCCUUCCAGGCCAUCCGCUCGGGCCAGUGCGAGGCGGCCGUGGUGGCUGGCGUCAACCUGCUGCUGAAGCCCAACACCUCGGUGCAGUUCAUGAAGCUCGGCAUGCUGAGCCCCGAGGGGACCUGCAAGGCCUUCGACGCCGCCGGUAACGGCUACUGCCGCUCCGAGGCGGCCGUGGUGGUGCUGCUCACGAGCAAGAGGCUCGCCAAACGUGUGUACGCCACCGUGCUCAACGCACGCAGCAACACGGACGGAUACAAGGAGCAAGGCGUGACGUUCCCGUCGGGCGAGAUGCAGCAGGAGCUGCUGCGCGCCGUGUACGCCGAGUGCGGCGUGCAGCCGAGCACCGUCGAGUACGUGGAGGCGCACGGCACCGGCACCAAGGUGGGCGACCCGCAGGAGGCUGGCGGCAUCGUCAACGUCUUCUGCCAGGGGGAGCGCCCGCCCCUGCUCGUCGGCUCCACCAAGUCCAACAUGGGCCACCCCGAACCGGCGUCCGGCCUGGCCGCGCUGGCCAAGGUGAUCCUGUCCCUGGAGCAUGGCGUGUGGGCGCCCAACCUGCACUACCACGAGCCAAACCCGGACAUCCCGGCGCUCACGGACGGCCGCAUCACCGUGGUGACGACGCCCACGCCGUGCCGCGGCGGCGUCGUCGGCCUCAACUCGUUCGGCUUCGGCGGCUCCAACGUCCACGUGGUGCUGCAGCCGUACGGCAAGCCGGGAGGCGCCGGCAACGCCGGGACCGACGUGGCGGAGCCCGGCGUGCCCAAGCUGGCGCUGGCGGCGGGGAGGACCGCCGAGGCGGUGUCGGCGUUGCUGUCGCACGCGCGCGCCAACGCCGACAGCCCCGGGCUGGUGCGGCUGCUGAACGAGGUGUCGGCGCUGCCCACCACCGGCAUGCCGUUCCGCGGCUUCACGCUCGUCGCCGACGAGGAGGGGGGCGAGGAGGAGGAGGUCGGGCAGGGCGCCAGCAACCGUCCGCUCUGGUACAUCUGCUCAGGCAUGGGCACGCAGUGGCCGGGCAUGGGCAAGGACCUGAUGUCGCUGGGUCCGUUCCGCGCGUCGGUGGAGCGCACGGCGAGCGCGCUGUCCGACACGGGGCUGGACCUCGUGCGGCUCCUCACCCACGCCGACAAUUCCACCUUCGAGGACACGGUCAACUCCUUCGUGGGACUCGCCGCCAUUCAGAUCGCGCAGAUCGACAUGCUGGCGGAGAUGGGUCUGCGCCCGGACGGCAUCGUGGGCCACUCGGUGGGCGAGCUGGCGUGCGGCUACGCGGACGGCUCGCUGUCGCGGCACGAGGUCGUGCAGGCGGCGUACUGGCGCGGCCGCUGCAUCAAGGAGGCCAAGCUCCCCGCGGGCGCCAUGGCGGCCGUCGGCCUCACUUGGGCCGAGUGCAAGAAGCAGUGUCCGCCCGGCGUGGUGCCAGCGUGCCACAACUCCGAGGAUACCGUCACCAUCUCCGGCCCCAAGGACGCGGUGGCCGAGUUUGUGAAGCAGCUGCAGGCGAAGGAGAUCUUCGCCAAGGAGGUGCGCACGGCUGGCGUGGCCUUCCACUCUCACUACAUGGCCUCCAUCGCACCCGUGCUGCUCGCCGCCCUGCAAAAGGUGAUCAAGCAGCCGCGCGAGCGCUCGGCGCGCUGGAUCAGCACGUCCAUCGGCGAGGAGAGCUGGGGCAGCCCUCUGGCGACGUACUCGUCAGCCGAGUACCACGUCAACAACCUCGUGAGCCCCGUGCUCUUCCAGGAGGCGCUGCAGCACGUGCCGGUCGACGCCGCCGUCAUCGAGAUCGCACCGCACGCCCUGCUGCAGGCGAUCUUGAAGCGCAGCCUGAAGCCCACGUGUUCGUUCAUUCCCCUGAUGAAGCGCGACCAGAAGGACAACCUUCGCUUCUUCCUCAACAGUGUGGGGAAGCUCUACAUCAGCGGGGUGAACCCUGACCCCAACAAGCUGUACCAGCAAGAGGGGACCCAGUUCCCGGUGCAGGCCGGGACGCCGCUCAUCUCACCGCAUGUCGUGUGGGACCACUCACAGACGUGGGACGUGCCGCGCGCCGAGGACUUCCCCUCGGGCUCCGGCGGAGGCGGCGGUGCCGUCGUCUUCAACAUCGACACGAGCCCCGAGUCCCCAGACAGCUACCUGCUGGGCCACUGCAUCGACGGGCGCGUGUUGUACCCUGCCACGGGCUACAUGGUGCUGGCGUGGCGAGCGCUGCUGCGCCAGGCGGGGCUCUCCUCCGAGACGCUGCCCGUCGUGUUCGAAGACGUCACCAUCCACCGCGCUACUAUCCUGCCCAAAGCUGGCUCCGUGCAGCUGGAAGUCCGCCUCAUGCCGUCCUCAAACCGGUUCGAGGUGUCCGAGGGCGAAAACCUGGCUGUGAGCGGCAAGGUGUACAUUCCGGAAGACACGGUGCUGGAGAACCUGCGGAGCCGCAUCGCGGCCGUGCCGGACGCCAAGCCGGAAUCGGAGCUGCCGCUGUCGGCCAGCGAGGUGUACAAGGAGCUGAGGCUGCGGGGGUACGACUAUGGGCCCACCUUCCAGGGCAUCCUGCAGGCCAACAACAGCGGCUCGGAGGGACGGCUGGCGUGGGACGGCAACUGGGUGCCGUUCCUGGACGCGAUGCUGCAGAUGCAGGUGCUGGGCCUGCAGGGCCGCAGCCUGCGCUUGCCCACGCGCGUGCGCUCCGUCUUCAUCGACCCCGAGGCGCACGCGGCACGCGCCGCGCAGGGCGAGGACGAACGCACGGCGGUGGAGGUGUCGGUGGACCGUGUGCUGGACCGGACAGUGGCCGGCGGCGUGGAGAUCUCGGGGCUGCACGCCACGCAGGCCCCACGGCGCCAGCAGCAGCAGGCACCGCCAGUGCUGGAGGAGUUCCACUUCGUGCCCUACGACCAGCAGGACCUGCUCGCCGACGCCGGGCGCCACGCCUCGCUGCACGCCUACCAGCGCAGCUGCACUGAGUGCCUCCGGGAGGUCAUCGCCAAGUUCCGCAGCCACGGCAUCAAGUUCCCCGUGUCCGGCCUUGACGACGCGGUCAUCGGCUCGGGCGCGGACGCGGAGGUGCCGCCGCUCGACGCGGAGAAGGAGUCGGAGCGGGGCCUGCUGUCGGUGCUGCGCACCGUGCGCGACCUCUCGCACAACGGCAGCUUCCUGGGCGAGGUCACGGCCACCAUGGCGCGCGAGCGGGGGCGGCUCUCGCACGACGCGCUGCUCUCCGCGCUGCUCGACGGCCCCGUGCUCAAGAACUGCCUGGACGUUGUACUGGAGAACUCCACCAGCAAGAGGCUGAAGAUCACCGAGGUGCUGUCGGGCGAGGGCAAGCUGUAUGCACGCGUCGUGCCGCUGCUCAACACGCACCCCAUGGUGGAGCUCGACUACGUCGCCACGGACGCCGCCCCCGAAGCCCUCGCCGCCUCCAAGGAACAGCUGGACGAGAUGGGGGUGACGACGGCGCAGUGGGACCCGGCGCAGUCCGGCUCGCCCGCGCCCGCCGCCGACCUGCUGGUCUGCGACCUGGCCGGUCGCUCGCUCGGCGCCGCCGCCUCCGAUUCGCUCGGCAACAUGGCCGGCGCGCUCAAGGAGGGCGGCUUCCUGCUGCUGCACGCCGUCUUGGCCGGAGCGCCGCUCGGCGACGCCGUGGGGCUGCUCACGGGGCGCAUCCCCGACCAGUGCACGACGCUUACGCGGGCGGAGUGGGAGGCAGCGCUGAAGGCCGCGAGCCUGACCCUCGUUUCCAAGAAGACCUCCUUCUUCGGCUCGGCCAUCUUCCUCGCCCGCAAGACAUCGGCCGGGAAGGGGGCAGCAGCGGCGCUGGCGCUGUCCGUGGACGACCUCACCUACGGAUGGGUGGAGCAGCUGAAGGACGAGCUGCUGGCGGAGUCGGAGGUGCCCGUGUUCCUCACGUCCACUGCCUGCGCUCACUCUGGCAUCGUGGGGAUGGUGAACUGCCUGCGCCAAGAACCCGGCGGCCAGCGCAUCAGGUCUCUGUUCGUCAGCAACCUGGAGGCCGGCUCUAAAUCGCCGAGUCUGCCCUCGUCCUCCAUCCCGGCAGCGGUCACCCAGAAGGACUUGGUGAUGAACGUGUGGCGCGACGGCGCCUGGGGCUCCUUCCGGCACCAGCUGAUUCCAGCCGGCGGCGCCAGCGGGGCCUCGGUGGCGACGGAGUACGCGUACGUGAACGUGCUGACCCGCGGGGACCUCUCCUCGCUCGCCUGGAUCGCGUCGCCGCUGCGCCACUUCCGCAGCAGCAGCUCCAGCAUGGUGCAGCUGUGCCGCGUCUACUACGCCUCGCUCAACUUCCGCGACAUCAUGCUGGCCACCGGCAAGCUGCCGCCCGACGCCAUCCCCGGUGACCUCUCCCUGCAGCACUGCAUGCUGGGUAUGGAGUUCUCGGGUCGCGACCCCCAGGGCAAGCGGGUGAUGGGGUUGCUGCCUGCGCGAGGCCUGGCCACCGUGGUGGAUGCCGACAAGCGCUUCCUCUGGGACGUGCCCAAGACCUGGAGCCUGGAGCAGGCCUCGUCCGUGCCGGUGGUGUACGCCACGGCGAUCUAUGCGCUGCUGGUGCGCGGGCGCAUGCGGCGCGGGGAGAGCGUGCUCAUCCACUCGGGCUCCGGGGGCGUCGGCCAGGCGGCCAUCGCCAUCGCGCUCAGCAUGGGCUGCACCGUCUACACCACCGUCGGCUCGGCGGAGAAGCGCGCCUACCUGCAGAAAACCUUCCCCCAGCUGAAGAACGAGGCCUUCGCAAACUCCCGCGACACCACGUUCGAGCAGCACGUCCUCAAGGCAACCAAUGGCAAAGGAGUGGACCUCGUGCUCAACUCCCUGGCUGAGGAGAAGCUGCAGGCUAGCCUGCGCUGCCUCGCGCGGCACGGGCGCUUCCUGGAGAUCGGCAAAUACGACCUCUCCAACAACUCCCCGCUCGGCAUGGCACUGUUCCUGAAGAACGUGGCGUUCCACGGCAUCCUGCUGGACGCGCUCUUCGAGGAGGGCAACCGCGAGUGGGAGGAGGUGGCGGCACUGCUGCGCGACGGGAUCGCACGCGGCACCGUCAAGCCGCUGCGCACCACCGUGUUCCUGCGCCAGCAAGUGGAGGACGCCUUCCGCUUCAUGGCGCAGGGCAAGCACAUCGGCAAGGUGGUCGUGCAGGUUCUCCCGGAGGAGCUCAAGGGCGCCUCACCGGCACCGCUGCCGGCCGUGCCGGCGCUCGCUCGUUCCAUGUGCCCGCCGGGCAAAACGUACGUCAUCACGGGCGGCCUGGGAGGCUUCGGCCUGGAGCUGGCGCAGUUCCUGGUGGAGAGGGGAGCGCGCAACAUCGUGCUCACCUCGCGCUCCGGCAUCCGCAACGGCUACCAGGCGCGGCGCGUGCGCGAGUGGCGCGAGAUGGGGAUCGGCGUGACCGUGUCGACGCGCGACAUCAGCAGCGAGGCCGACGCCGCCGGCCUCGUCAAGGAGGCCGCCGCGUUGGGUCCCAUCGGCGGCAUCUUCCACCUCGCCAUGGUGCUGAAGGACGGCAUGCUGGAGAACCUGGACGCCGGCAUGUUCAAGGACGUGAACAAGCCCAAGUUCCACGGCACCAUCUACCUGGACAGGGUGACACGCGCGAACUGCCCCGAGCUCGACUGGUUCGUGGUUUUCUCUUCGGUGAGCAGUGGCCGCGGCAACGCCGGGCAGAGCAACUACGGCUUUGCCAACUCAGCGAUGGAGCGCAUCUGCGAGAAGAGGAGGCACGACGGCUUCCCGGGCCUGGCGGUGCAGUGGGGCGCCAUCGGCGACGUGGGCGUGGUGCUCGAGUCGAUGGGGGACAACGAGACGGUGAUCGGCGGCACGCUGCCCCAGCGCAUCGGCUCCUGCCUCGACACGCUCGACCGCUUCCUGUCGCAGGGCCACCCCGUGCUCUCCAGCUUCGUGCUGGCCGAGCGCUCCACCGCGGCCCGGGCCGACCAGGCCGACAAGAAGGACCUGGUGGAGGCCGUGGCCCACAUCCUGGGUGUGCGGGACGUGAGCAGCAUCAACCCCGAGUCGUCGCUCGCCGACCUGGGCCUCGACUCGCUGAUGGGCGUCGAGGUGCGGCAGACGCUGGAGCGCGACUACGACCUCGUGCUGUCCAUGCGCGACAUCCGGCAGCUCACCGUCACCAAGCUCCGCGAGCUCUCCGCCUCCAACACCGCGCUGGCGGAGCCCCGCCCGGUAUCGCCGGACCAGCUGGAGGUGACCCUCCCCGAGUUGGUGGUGCCGCGCCUGGGCGCGACGCUCGAGCGCAUCAACGACGUCGCGGACGGCGCCGCGCCGCCGCUCUUCCUCGUGCACCCCAUCGAGGGCACGCCGAUCGCCUUCAAGAGGCUCGCCUCCAAGCUGCCCGUGCCUUGCUACGGCCUGCAGUGCACAGAGGAGGCGCCCCUGGACAGCAUCAGCAGCCUGGCGACGUUCUACCUGGAGCACGUGCGCAGGGUGCAGCCCACGGGGCCGUACCGCCUGGCCGGAUACUCGUUCGGCGCGUGCGUGGCCUUCGAGAUGAGCCUGCAGCUGCAGUCGGCGGCCGCCGGCAAGAAGGGGCCGAGCGGUAACACGCUCCUGCUGCUGGACGGCUCGCACAACUACGUGGCUGCGCACACGCAGGGAUACAAGGCCAAGCUGAGAGACGUCGCUGCAGAAGAGUCGGAAUCGAUGUGCGCGUUCGUGCAGCAGUUCGUGGCCGUCGAGCGCCAGAAGACGUUCGAGACGCUGCUGGCGCUGCCCUCGCUGGACGCGCGCGCCGGGGCGGUGUGCGACAUCAUCCUGGCGCGGCACCCCGGCCUGGAGCGCACCGACCUCUCCUUCUCGGCCAGCUCCUUCUACGGGAAGCUGCACGCCGCCGACAAGUACCAGCCGAUGAGGAAGCUGGUCUCGGACGUCACGUUGCUGCGCGCCGAGUCCGGGAGUCCCACGGGGGACGGCCUCGGGGAAGACUACAACCUCAGCCAGGUGGUGACCGGCAACGUGAAGCUGCAUGUCGUCGACGGAGACCACAGAAGCUUCCUGCAGGGCAGCAGCACAGAGCACGUGGCCUCCAUCGUCAUGGGCGUCCUGGGUCAGGCCCAGCACGCGUAGGCCGACUCCACGCCUCUCCGCGCUCACACACGCUCACGCACUCAAUGCUCACGCACUCAACGCUCGCGCACUCGUGCUCAUACUCUCAAGCCCGCGCUCACGCACACACGCACACACGCACUCGGACGCACGCAAACUCGCACACUCCUGUCACAGUGCCGUGUGCAUCAAACAAGAGACCCACACGCAGAUGCAAUGGCCCCCGCACGCAGCACGAGGUUUCUUCGUUCAGACACGUAGCUCCCGGACACAACUCUGCGCGAUGCAACGACACGUUCACGAGCACGUCCUAUCGGCCGGUCGCCCUCCGCCCUGUCCGGUAAGCGUCCGCUGGCCCGGGCUCCCGACCUCGUUCGAGGUCACGACCCCGCUCGACCUCGUGGCUCCACCGUUCCCCUGCCGCGUCGUCCCCUAUUCCAGUCGGGGGAACAGCAGCAGCUAUAAACCACGUUCGCGUCGAUAAUCCCAGGUAGAGGACCACAUUUUCCAAUCGUCGACGGGUGACGGUCGUGGGUACAAAGCGCCGCCGCUUUCCAGCGACGAAUCCGUUCCUCGAGAGGGCUCCGUGCCCCGCGGCGCGCACGCCACAGACCCGCGCGACGUAGACGAUCUAAACAAAGUCCCACGUAGCGGCAAUUGGUGCCAGUUUCUGCCACGUUGUUGGAGGCAAAAGAAGCAUUGAACAUUCCUAUAGCCCCUACCUCCCCAGUCCUCGUCCGUACCACUUGACGCCAUGCCCCUUUCUCCCAUCUCCCCACCUAAGGCCACUUCGAUGUGACCGACAAGGGUAGCAAACUCGCGGAAAUGGUUAACUUGUGCAGGGUGCGCGGGAAUGGGUUGCAGUGGCUUGUGAUUUUCUAGGAACGCCCGGCAAACGGUUAAGAGCCGGUGAGCGGAUCCCGAAAAGAAGCCUUCGCCCGACUGCGCGCCAGUCCCCCGGGGAGUUGUUUGUUUUUAUUUCGUUGGGCCGAUGCAGCUCUGGCCAAGCCACCGUCGACAUGUAGCACUUAUUCCUGCCACUCUCGUGGCCGGCAAGUCUUAAAACUGUCGAGUGAAACCCGCAGUCGGAUUUGUGAAACCAAGCUGAAAACAAAGAUCUUCACUUGCCCGGGCAAAUCCCCGUGGAGAAGCCUUUUUUUUUUUAGCGGCGGUGUUUACAUGACACGGUACUAUAUUUUAAUUUACGUGUUUUAUUUUUGCCUCUUAACUUCUACAUUCUGUAGCACUUACUAAACGUUUACCCACCCCCUCCUCCUCCACCACCACCACCAUCCCCGCGCACACCGUUUAACGGGGCUGUUCAAGAAAUCCCCGACUGUUAAACGGAAUAAUCGCGGUGACCUGCUUCGGGUGGGAAAGGCUGUGCUGUGUACAUGGUUCACGUGUCCUCCCUGUUCCUCAUCCCUCCUCCUCGCGGUAGCACCCACGCCGCUCCCCGGCCGUGUAAUCGUGUUCGCUUGACGGUAAUCCGAGAGAAAAUUGGUCAGUGCCCCGACCCCCCCCCCCCCUGGCUGUUUCGAGUCCGGUGGGUGUCACAACAGACGUUGCUUGACAAAGCGUGGUUGUGACGCCUCCCGCGCCCCCCCCCCCCCCUCUUCAUAACAAUCUUGGUUUUGUUUGUCCUGAGAGAUGGCUAUUUAUUAUUAUACCUUGAUUUUUUUCCUCCCCCCCCACCCCACCCCCACCGACGAAUAACAAUAAACAUGACGAUUGCCGUGAAGAUGUGUCUUGUUUCCCUCGAGUUCGCUCUGCCGGGGGAGGAGUGGUGGUUGCCGCACGGUUGCUGGACCGACGUUUUCCCAAAGGUUUCCAGCCACACGCCAACGUCGUUCACUGGGAUGUUACGCGACGUUCACGCCGGUACUUGUUUGUUACGCAGAUCGUUCUGCACUGGGCCCGCU
This is a messenger RNA of Lethenteron reissneri (Far Eastern brook lamprey), 9975 nucleotides long. RefSeq names its product fatty acid synthase (gene FASN). The record is from RefSeq and is a predicted model, not a curated record. Lineage: Eukaryota; Metazoa; Chordata; Hyperoartia; Petromyzontiformes; Petromyzontidae. Gene Ontology annotation, biological process: fatty acid biosynthetic process. Gene Ontology annotation, molecular function: oxidoreductase activity; fatty acid synthase activity; phosphopantetheine binding. Gene Ontology annotation, cellular component: cytoplasm.